Diachasmimorpha longicaudata is the source of this 5127-nucleotide messenger RNA. It is a transcript of the gene Med, whose product is annotated as mothers against decapentaplegic homolog 4-like. Gene Ontology annotation, biological process: regulation of transcription by RNA polymerase II; anatomical structure morphogenesis; BMP signaling pathway. Gene Ontology annotation, cellular component: heteromeric SMAD protein complex. Bases 707 to 2986 code for a protein of 759 amino acids. Gene Ontology annotation, molecular function: I-SMAD binding; DNA-binding transcription factor activity, RNA polymerase II-specific; RNA polymerase II cis-regulatory region sequence-specific DNA binding. The record is from RefSeq and is a predicted model, not a curated record. The transcript has 8 exons. NCBI's taxonomy places the organism in Eukaryota, Metazoa, Arthropoda, Insecta, Hymenoptera, Braconidae.
CGCUCUCCGAGUUUCCGUCAUUUUUUUUAUCGCAAAUUGGCAAGUCGAUUUCAAUAUGGCGCUACUUGGACUCGUUCUAUUGCUCUUCUCUCUCCCCUCAGUUUUUCUGUGAAGUGCGCGUGAACAUAUAACUCGUUCUCCCAUUCCAAGUAUCUAUUUAUCAGGUUCUCUGUUGGCCUCAUAGCGCCGUUCUACUACUGUGGAGAGACCGUACAUCCUAGUGAAGUAUAAAUUAAUGCCAGUGCUAUGCUUUGUUAUUCUCCACUCAACACGGCCACUAAUGGUCACUGAUACUUCUCGAUUACUCUUGCAUUGUUAUUGACGUUCUCAUCUGUGUCGAUGUCAAAAUUUCAGUGGCCAAGUGAAAUGAAAAACCCUGUUAACACACGUUUUUUUCUCUCACAUUGUGUGCAUAUGUAAUAAGGAGCUAUCUAUGAGGUAUCCACCAAAUGGAGAUUGGGAAUCUGUGCGAAUUGCUGAUUGUUGAAUUCUCAGUAAAAAAAUCAAUUUUAAUUAGCCACCCCACACCUAUCACGAAGAAUAACAUUCUCUAUGCUUCAUUGCACCUUCAGGAAUCUGAUUUACCAUAGAUGACAAGGUAUCAUUCUAACUGCAUUAAGAGACUUCAACUGGAGUAUAAACCAAAGGGGAAGCAAUUGAACAUUGGAAAAAAACAAAUUCAGCUGUAACCACGGCUUUCACGGAGAUGGUUGGUUUGGCGGGCGGGGGAACUCAUCUCUAUCCCUCGCCCCAAAUGCAACCCAAUCCAGAGUUGAGAGAAAUGACUGGAAUAACUCCCAGUGCACCGACGAGUGCUGACGCUUGUCUCAGCAUCGUUCAUUCUCUUAUGUGCCAUCGUCAAGGGGGUGAGAGCGAGGGCUUCAGCAAACGUGCCAUUGAAUCGCUGGUGAAAAAGCUCAAGGAAAAACGGGACGAAUUAGACAGUCUCAUAACUGCCAUAACAACCAACGGUGCACAUCCCAGCAAAUGUGUGACAAUACAAAGAACCCUCGAUGGUAGAUUACAAGUAGCAGGACGAAAAGGUUUUCCCCAUGUGAUAUACGCAAGAAUAUGGCGAUGGCCGGAUUUACAUAAAAAUGAAUUGAAGCACGUUAAAUAUUGUCAAUUUGCUUUUGAUCUCAAGUGCGAUUCCGUCUGCGUGAAUCCAUAUCAUUAUGAGAGGGUGGUCUCCCCAGGAAUAGACCCGUUCUUUACAGACCUCUCAGGAUUGACACUCCAAUCUGGCGUUGGUGUGGGUCCUGGUGGCCGGCUUGUUAAAGACGAGUACACGGUCGGAGGUGGAGGAGUAACUGGCGCUGGAGCGGGUGUUGGUGUCACAACGGGAAUGGACGUUGAUACUGAACUCAAUCAGACGAUUCAGCAUCACCCACCACCCCAACAGCAGACGGCAUCGACGAAUUCCCAUCAGCAGAAUCCACAGCAGUACUUGCCAUCGUUGUCAGCAACCAAUGCCGUAUCACAAGCUCAAAACUUUUUGUACUACGCAAUUAUCGCUUCUCAUACGUGCUGGUGUAGUCUGCAUUCAUCGUUCAGACGUGGAGAAUAUUCUUUCAUACAAUUGAAGGAGUUCGCCAAUGGUGAGGGUAUGUUCGGCGGGGGCACGGGGGAUAGUGGUGUUAAUCCUCAUACAAAACUUGAAGAGGGUAACUGUCCAAGACAGACUUGGAUACCGACGCCUCAUCACAUCAAUACAAGAAACAUGCAUCAUUCCGUAGUGCAUCAAAUGGGUCACCCAUCAGCAAAUCCUCAGCAGCAACAACAGCAGCAGCAACAACAGCAGCAACAACAGCAACAGCCACAGCAACAGCAAUCACAGCCCCAAGUGACAGCAUCCCAACAAUCCCAACAACCGCUGAAUCCCACUAAUGGAAGUGGCAAUAGUCAAAUAUUAAAUUCAAACCAAGGCCAAAGCACCGAUCAAUUUUACACAACAGGUACUCCAACGCAGGAUCUUAAUCAAGCACCAGCAGGAACAACCGUGGACGCUCUGACAGCAUCUCUAGCAGCUGGAACAAGCCAAAGUUCUCCAGUAUCUCCUGUCCACCUGCAUCACGAGAAUGGCUUCAACGUGGCAGCAGCAGCAGUAGCAGCAGCAGCGGCAGCAGCAGCUAAUCCAUACAACACAGGUGCACCACAAUGGACGGGAGCAAACACUCUGACUUAUACACAAACAAUGCAACCACCAGAUCAUCGACAUCUCCAUCCAACAUCAUAUUGGGGUGGCCAUGGCAACGAUGUCAGUGGUAAUUUAGGAGGGCUUUUAUCAACUCAACCAGCCCCAGAAUACUGGUGUUCAGUUGGAUAUUUUGAACUGGACACUCAAGUUGGUGAAACAUUCAAAGUUAGUAGUGGAUGUCCAACAGUGACUGUUGAUGGUUACGUUGAUCCAAGUGGUGGUAACAGAUUCUGCUUAGGUGCAUUGAGCAAUGUUCACAGGACAGAGCAGAGUGAACGGGCUCGUCUGCACAUUGGCAAAGGUGUUGUUCUGGAUUUACGUGGUGAGGGUGAUGUCUGGUUACGAUGCCAAAGUGAGCACAGUGUUUUUGUUCAGUCUUAUUAUCUUGAUAGAGAAGCUGGCAGGGCACCUGGCGAUGCUGUUCAUAAAAUUUAUCCCUCAGCGUACAUCAAGGUAUUUGAUUUGCGCCAGUGUCACAAGCAAAUGAGGGGGCAAGCUGCCACUGCACAGGCUGCUGCUGCUGCGCAAGCUGCUGCUGUUGCUGGCCAUUUGACUCAUGGAGCACCCAUUACCAAAAGUCUGAGUGCAGCUGCAGGUAUUGGGGUGGAUGAUCUACGGAGACUCUGCAUUCUGCGAUUGAGCUUCGUCAAGGGCUGGGGCCCUGAUUAUCCCCGGCAAAGUAUUAAGGAAACUCCCUGCUGGAUUGAGGUACAUUUACAUCGGGCACUACAGCUUCUUGACGAAGUACUACACACGAUGCCCAUUGAUGGGCCUCGUGCUAUCGAGUGAAUUAUUAAAUACUCUUCUGUUAUUUUCAAAAUUAUUUGACGUGGAAAAAAAAUUGCACCUGCUGACAAGAUUACGCGGGCUUUUGUUCACCUUGCGGUCUUGGUUUUCGAAUGAGGUACAAAUUUUUUGAAAAUAUUUACAAUUUAAUCGACAACAUUGACGACGGCAACAGUAACAACAAAAGUACCAAAACUGUCACGGUUUAUCAGUGGACGAAGGGGAAUGAAAGGGGAUGGGUGGAGGGAAGAAUGAAAUUUUAUCGCGAAAUUAUUUUUAAACGACAAAAUUUUAUUGAAAUGGGAGAUGAAAGAAAAACAAAUAUAUUUUAAUAUAAAUGAACCAAAUACGAUGCGGUCUUUUGGAUUACUGAACUCGAGUAUCACUUGAAAGCUUGUUAAAUCAAGAUUGAGAUUAGCCGUAGAUGAGAUGUACAGUUUGUACGAAUACUUUUGACAUUCACUUUGGAGCUAAUGAUUUACUUCAUUCGAUUGAUUAUACCGCUGCAUCUCUUGAUGCAACACAUGUAGUGUUACAAAACGACUGACAACUUAAUGAUGAAAGAUACUCUAAAAAGAAUGUUCAAUGUGAAUUCCAUAGAAUUUCAUAGAAUAAUUCGAAAACAAGUCAACAGGUUCAUGCACAGUUAAAAGAUUUUGUUUGAAGUUUCCUGGUGGAAUUUCGGAAAUUAUUAUAACGUUGAAAUUCCAUUGAAAUGUUUCAUUUCAUUGAAAAUUCAAAUUAAUCGAUGAUAAUUAAUUUACUCAUCAAGUCUCAGUGAAACUGGACGUUUCAUGAUUUUUUUAAUGGAAAUUUAUUUUUUUUGUCGGACAGUAUAUACUUAUAUUGACGUUGAUUGAUUUAUCUUGGUGAAAAUAGUUUCAUACGUUCUCCAUCUGUUUGUAUGAUGUAUUGUUUCCUCGAAUUUGUUUGUGUAUUGAAGAAGAAUCUCAUGGAAAAUAAUUUGUCAGAGCUCUCAUAUCGGUCAAAGGAGAUCUGGGGGGGGGGGCAGAAAAUAUUGGAGAGUUCUUUCGAGGCCAAAUAAUCUAUCGUGUUGUUCAAAAUCAGCCAUAAAAACAAGAAAAUAAUAGCCUCAACAGCAAAUAUAUUGCAAUGAUGUCAUAAUUACCAACACUUUUCAUUUCAAACCGGAAUGUGCCAUCUCUUGAAUGAACAUGAAAAAAUAACCAAGUUGAUAAUAUACUUUGCAAAACAAUAGAAUGAUAUACUAAUAGAUAAGAAUCAAUGUUUCAAAUUAAGAAUAAAAUUUUUGUACGAUGCGAAUUAUUCUUAAGGUGUUGAGUCCUAGUAAUCCAGAAUGAUGACAGAAUGAAUGAUUCAUAGUAAUAGUAGUUCUCGAUUAAUGCAAUAAAUGCACUCACUCAUUUCUAACAUUAUCAUUAGUAUAUGCAAGUAUAUCACAGCAGUAAAAUAAUUUUAAGGUGACAAUUUAGAUACUUCAUUUUACUUUGGUGAAAAAAAAUGAGGAAAACUACACGCACACAAUCAGGAUUUAUUCAAUCAUAUUCAAGAUAUAUUGAUAGUAACUUUGAACGAUCGUGAAUGAAAAGCCAAGCCGGUGAAUUAAUGGAAUGUCAUCCAUCAUUGUUUCAAUAAUCGAGUGAAAUUUAUUCAAUGCGAGUAACGUCGAGUUGUCUCAUUUGAGAAAUAUAUUAUCGAUAUAAUGCCAAAGAAUUUUUUGCUUAGUUGAGUCGAUAUUUUGCCCCAACAAUUUUUAACUUCCAGAAAUAAUUGAAUGUUUUUUCUUUCGAUCCCAGCUCCAAAGAGGACACGAUGAGGUAUGAUGUGUAACAGUUGUAGAUCUAGGAUGGUAAAAAUCUUGUAUGUGGAAAAAAUAUGUACAGAAGAAUGUCAUUUUUUUAAACACUUUUUGUUUUUUUUUUUUUAAGAUAAAUGGUGGUAAUAAUGAUGAUCAUGAUCUCUACAUACAGUACAUUAGGUUUCCCGAAUGAAAAAGUCUUUCGAAGGAUAUAAUAAACUUUAUCCAAUGAAAUUAUCAUUGUUAAACUGAAGCCUGUUGUUCGUUAGUCACAUUUUUCCCAUAAUAAUUUCCAUUUUUAUCGAUUGCUGCAUUGUAAUCCACGACAUUAGCUAGAGCUUCUUCAAUCGCACGAUCUAUAUUA